Molecule: messenger RNA, 2669 nt
Organism: Phlebotomus papatasi
Lineage: Eukaryota; Metazoa; Arthropoda; Insecta; Diptera; Psychodidae
Gene: slmb
Product: F-box/WD repeat-containing protein 11
Exons: 8
Coding region: 350-1879 (509 amino acids)
Molecular function (GO): protein dimerization activity
Source: RefSeq, a predicted model, not a curated record
UUGUUGGUACAUGUGACAUUUAAUCCACCAAAUCCCAUUUUCAUCGCCAGAAGUAAACGCGACGUGUAGUCGUCGCGCAGAGACUGUGAAAAGUUUUUCGCUAAAUCAUGACCCAAGAAGGGUGAUAAAACUGUGAAAAAGUGAAAAAAACGUGCUUAGAGAAAAUCCCAGUGACAAUUGGAGAUAGAAAUGACUGUGUGGGAAACAAAUAAGUGGUGAUAUUUGUGAGAGAUAACUUGCAAAAAGACUUUCUGGGCAUCUGCUUCAGUGGCGGAGGUGAAAAAAAGGAGAGCCGUUCAACUUCAUUCUCAAUUCUCGGUUCAGUGUGAAACUCCCGAGGUGACGAGAAAUGAUGAAAAUGGAGACGGAUAAAAUAAUGGACGAUUCAAAUAGCAAUUCACAGUAUACUUCGAUGAUUCUGUACGAUCCGGCGAGGAAAAAAGAACCAUCACCGACCUUUCAGAGUGAACGAGAAACCUGCCUAACGUACUUCUUGAAAUGGAACGAAGCAGAUCAAGUGGAUUUUGUUGAACAAUUACUAUCCCGAAUGUGUCACUAUCAGCAUGGACAUAUAAAUGCAUUUCUGAAGCCAAUGCUCCAGAGAGACUUUAUUUCUUUGUUGCCAAAAAAGGGAUUGGAUCACAUUGCAGAGAAUAUCUUAUCGUAUUUGGAUGCUGAUUCACUUAAGGCAGCAGAAUUGGUGUGCAAAGAAUGGCUUCGUGUUAUAUCUGAGGGUAUGCUGUGGAAGAAGUUAAUUGAACGAAAAGUACGAACUGAUUCACUGUGGCGUGGACUUGCUGAGAGACGUGGAUGGAUUCAAUAUUUGUUUAAGCCAAGACCAGGCACAACACAUCGACAGCACUCAUUCUACAGGGCACUAUUCCCCAAGAUUAUGAAUGACAUUGAGAGCAUAGAAAGCAAUUGGCGCUCUGGACGUCAUAUGCUGAGACGGAUCAAUUGUCGUUCGGAGAACUCCAAAGGUGUCUACUGCCUACAGUAUGAUGAUAAUAAAAUUGUAUCUGGCUUGAGGGACAAUACAAUUAAAAUAUGGGAUAGGAGUGAUCUGAAAUGUGUAAAGACUCUGACAGGCCAUACAGGAUCUGUGCUAUGCCUUCAGUAUGAUGAUAAAGUCAUAAUAAGUGGAUCAAGUGAUUCUACCGUCCGUGUGUGGGAUGUCAAUUCCGGUGAAAUGGUCAAUACGCUCAUUCAUCAUUGUGAAGCAGUCUUACAUUUACGAUUCAAUAAUGGAAUGAUGGUCACAUGUUCCAAGGAUCGAUCAAUAGCGGUAUGGGAUAUGACAUCACCAGGAGAAAUUACAUUGCGUCGUGUUCUUGUUGGACAUCGAGCUGCAGUGAAUGUGGUAGAUUUUGAUGAGAAGUACAUUGUGUCAGCAUCUGGUGAUCGCACAAUUAAAGUGUGGAAUACAUCAACAUGUGAAUUUGUUCGAACCCUCAAUGGUCACAAGAGGGGUAUCGCGUGUCUACAGUAUCGUGAUAGAUUGGUAGUCAGUGGCAGUUCGGACAACUCUAUAAGAUUGUGGGAUAUUGAGUGUGGAGCAUGUCUUCGUGUGCUGGAAGGACAUGAAGAACUGGUGCGCUGCAUACGAUUCGAUUCAAAGCGGAUUGUGAGUGGAGCUUACGAUGGCAAGAUAAAAGUGUGGGAUUUGGUGGCUGCCUUAGAUCCACGUGCUCAGACAAGUUCAUUGUGCUUAAAAACACUCGUGGAACACACUGGUCGUGUCUUUCGACUGCAAUUUGAUGAAUUCCAAAUAGUGAGUAGUUCUCACGAUGAUACUAUAUUGAUAUGGGAUUUCCUCAACUAUACACCACCUGAAAGCAAUUCGAAUCGAAGUCCAUCACCAUCUUUAAUGGAACAUUAGCGGUAAUCACCUUUGACAUCUUUGGUAAUGAUCUCUUACACACAUUACUUCUCUGUCUCUCUCUAUCUCUCUGAAAGAACUAGAAAGAAAACAACAAAAAAAAAGAAAAAAAUAUGCACUGAAAAGAAAUGCAAUUGGUGAGUAAAAAGAAAACAAUAGAGUUAUGAGUAAGAUUUUUUCCUCAAAGCUCUGCAAACAUUUUAUAACAAUACAAUAGAGUUCACUUACGAUAAAAGUUCUUUUUUUUAGUGUAAGUUUUCUCUCCUUCUCUUUACCUAAUUAGAUAAUUCGAAUGCAUGGAUCUUCUUAAAGAAAAAUUAUUUAAAACAAAAAAAGAAGAGUUAUUUGUAAAAGAGAUAUUAUAAUCUAUCAGUUGCGAUGAGAAGAACGGAAAAGUAAUAAAAAAACUAUGUAAAAUUCGUGUUUAGAGAAAUAAUUUUUUUUAAUAUGAUGUAGCAGUUGAUACUUUAAUUGUAUAUCCCAUUUUUUCUAGUGGUUUUUUAUCUGCCCUUGUGAAACUUUUCCCAAUUACUUGCUUUUUGUAAUAAAUCCCAAUAUUAUUAUGAUUAUGUAAGGAGGAAAGCCAGAAAGAAAUCUCUGAUAGAUUUUUCCAUGAACUUUUAAAUUAAAGAAUAAAUCCAAAAAAAAAAAAAAGAAAUUUGUACAGAUAAAAUGCAGAACAAAGUUUUGAAAUGAAAACAUUGGUUGUCUUGUCGUGAAUAGUUUUAUUAAUAAUUUAUAAUUAUUAGGUGAAGAAGUCUGUAAUAAAUUCAAGCAGUUUUAUUUUUAA